Microplitis mediator is the source of this 4670-nucleotide messenger RNA. RefSeq names its product neprilysin-2-like. The coding region runs from base 14 to 2200 and encodes 728 amino acids. Gene Ontology annotation, molecular function: metalloendopeptidase activity. Lineage: Eukaryota; Metazoa; Arthropoda; Insecta; Hymenoptera; Braconidae. Gene Ontology annotation, biological process: protein processing. Gene Ontology annotation, cellular component: plasma membrane. The record is from RefSeq and is a predicted model, not a curated record. The transcript is spliced from 8 exons.
UCAACAAAUUGAGAUGCUUGCCAUCUGUUAUUUACCUCAAGACUGCAACAGUGAUAACAAAUAUUCUACAAUGUAUCGAAUAUUUAAUAAAACAGGGCAAUCGCGGGUGUCUCUUCUUGAUCGUCCAUUAUUUUUGAUAGUGACCGUUGGAUUUAUUUGGUCUUUAAUUUCAAUAAAUGAUGCGUCUGUUAUCGAUACUGCACGAAACAAUGUGAUGUCAAAUAACUGCACAAGUGUCGCAUGUUCUGUAGAACGUUCAGAAACCGCCGCACGAAUUAUAAGAUACCGAGAUGAUACUAUAAAUCCUUGUGAUAAUUUUUACCGAUUUGCUUGCGGGAAUUACAAAAAAACAGAUAAGUCUAAUGAUUAUGAUCAUCUUAUAUCACAAAAAAAUGAUCAUCUUGAAAAGCAGAUCAAAAAAGGAAUCUCUUCUAACUUCAAGCCCUACAAACUUAUCGAUGAUAUUUACAAAACAUGCAUGAACAAAGAGGCUAGGGGACAACAAAGUUUAGAUCUUAUGAAGAGAAUCAUUAAGACUUUAGGAAAUUGGCCGAUUUUGGAGGGCGACAAUUGGAAGGAAUCUGAAUUCGAUUGGAUUGAUUUUACUAGUAAUGCCAAAAAAGCCGGUUAUACUAUAAAUUAUUUCUUAGAUUGGCAGUCUUUAUUCACGUUUCGUAAUAAUAAAUUUGGCUUAAGAUAUUCUGUCAGCAUGGCUAAAGACUAUUUUGAUAUUUCAAUGGGAGCAAAAACUAUACAGAAAAAAGAAAUGUACGCCGACUAUAUGCUUGAAAUAGCACGAUCUCUUGGUACAAAUAAUGGAGAUGUCAUACAACAAUUAAAGGAAGCGUUUGAAUUUGAGGAUAAACUACAUGAGAUUAUUUCGGGAGAUUUUUCAUCUGAUAUAAAUGACAACAUGACUAGUGUCGAUAUUAAUAUUGAAGGGUUACAAAAGCAAUGGCCGAGUAUCGAUUGGAAUAGAUUUAUUGAUAAAACCCUAAUUCCUUUUGUGGACAAAAAUGAAGAGCCCAUUUUAACUGUAAAUAGUUCUAAAAUUUUAACAGAGUUUACAAAGCUCAUGGAAAAAACUCCAAAACGUGUGCAAGCAAAUUACGCCAUCUGGAAAAUAGUUCAAUACUCAGUUCCUUAUUUGACUGAGGAGUUCACGGCAACGCGAAAAAGGUUCCAGAACCUGGUAGGUUAUGUUGGCAUCCCAACUGAUGAUGAUUGUAUGAAAACAGUUAAGUCGUAUACAAGAUUUGCUAUUGUUCAUUAUUAUUUGGAUCAACAUAAAAGUAGUCGAGAGACUAUUAAACAAAUGAUAAUGGCUUUUAGCGAUCUAAUUAUUAGAAUGAUAAACGAAUCUGAAAUAUGGAGUCCAGAAGCUAAAAAUCAAGGAAUUGAAAUUAUUAAAAAAAUGCCAUUCACUAUAGGGCAAUCAGAAAAAUUAUCUGAUCCAAAAGAACUUAAAAAAUUCUACGCGGAUGCCCAAGUUGUUGAAAAUAACUUCUUGCAGACGCUUUUGAACUUGAAUAUAUUUAGAAUUAAAAAAUAUUUGAGUGUCAAAACACAAUUAGAUACAAUUCCAUACGAUCUUUUUCCGCUAAGUACAGUAGGCCUUCCAGAUGAUGUUCAAGGGCAAUUACGCAUUCCAACAACUAUGAUAGAUAGUCCUUUGUUUAACAACAAUCGUCCAAUGUAUAUGAAUUUUGGUUCAAGUGGUACUUAUUUGGCUAGUAAUAUCGCCGCAGAUAUGUUUUACGUCGGAAUGAAUUACUUAGUUGGGAAAGAACUCAUAGUUAAACAACUCGAUUGUUUCCGUCAUCAAAUUGAUGAUUUAACCGAUGAGUUAAUGAAAAAAAAUAUGCUUCGCAAAAGAUUCGAAGAACAAUUGGUUGUCAAGUACAUCGGAUUCCGUACUUCCUGGGCAGCUUAUCAGGAUUACGUCACCAGAUCGGGAACAGAACCGACUCUUGAAGGAUUGCCUUACACACAGGGCCAAUUAUUUUGGAUAUCUUACGCACAAUCAUUCUGUUCCGAGUAUUUAAAUGUGACUGAACCACGCAAUAUUUAUAACAAUCAGCUAAAUAUCCUUGAAUACAAAAUGAUGAAAACACUUUCAAAUAUACCGGAAAUUUCGGCCGAUUUUAAAUGCCCCGUAGGUUCUAAUAUGAAUCAGGAACCCAAAUGUACCUGGUGGUAGUUAAUAUAAUUUGUUUUUUUUAAAAUUGUUCCAAUUUACUUAUUUGUUUUAUUCAAUAUUGAGAUAAUUGAACGUAGAGUUUUAUAAUUUUGUAAUUACUAAUUAUAAUUAUAAUUUUUGACCAGUAUUCUAUCAGAAAUUUUAAGAAGUUGACAAAAAUCAUUAUGUAGUGAAUUGAUGUAAAACCAAAGAUAAUAACAAACGAUAAUAUCAGAAGAUAAAAAUACUCCCGUUUUUUUAACUACACUCAGAAAAUUAAAUGAUAGGAAUUACCAUCUAGUUAUGGCAAAAAUUUUUACUAUCAAUCCGAUAGUAGUGAAUAUUAUCUAAAUGAUUGUAUAAAUCAUCUAGAUCGUAAUAUUUACCAUAUGUAUGAUAAUUGUUACGAUCCUGUAUGUUAACUAGAGUUAAUUAGUAUUAUUAUUCUAAAUAGUUACAUUUAUAACCUAGGUGGUAACAGUUAUCAUCAGAAAUUAUAAUUAUUACCAUCCUGAUAGUAACUGUUACGAAAUUUUAUUGCGGAAGUAAAUAUUAUCAUCCUUAUGGUAAAUAUUACCAUUUUGAUAGUAACUGUUAUCAUCCUGAUAGUAACUGUUACGAAAUUUAUUGUAGAAGUUAUCAUCCCAUAAUUAUUAAUCCUAUUAAAAAAAAUUAUAACACUAACUAUUUUUGCAUUUAAAAACGUCCCAAUCAUUCUAGAUGAUUGGAGUUAAAAAUUUAGCAUAGUAAAUACAAUUACUUAAUUUUCUGAGUGUAUAAUACUUACAAACAUAGUAAUCAUUGCCACGUAGCAUGGUGACGCUGAUUUUUUAGCCGCAUUGUUUAUUUGACAGCGCUAGCCAUGCUAGCAUAGGAAUGAUUUCUAUGCUACAUUAGAAUUAUGACAAUUUCAAUGUAGCUGCUCCAGAUAACAAAAUUAUAUAAAAUUAUAUGUAAAAAAUGGCCCAAUAUAGUUACAUGUAAUUAUAAAUACUUACAUAUAAUUAUACCGCACACUGAUAGAAGGAUUUAUUUGAGAGUAAUGAACCAGAUUUAUUAAAACUCUUGUGAGAAGAUUCUUUGAAACAAAUAAAUAUUUAAAAGUUUAAAAAUUUUUUAUACUUAUUAAGGGUAAAGAUACAAUUACCAUUAAAAUUUGAAGUCGAUUGACUAUCUCUAAUUCAAAAUAUUUAUAAUCAAAGUGCGUAUCAUUAACAUUGCGAGCAAUGAGGAGUAUGCGUUUCAAGUCGCGUUCGUGAUUCUAAUAAAAAAACUAACAGUCAGAAACUUUUGAAAAACUAACAGAAAAUUAAUGAAUUUGUCCUGAAUUUAUUUGGAAAAAAAAAUAAAGUAUUCACCAUCUCAUUGUUGAGAUAUAGCCACGCAAAGUUCAACAAUAAAUGAAAAAAUAUACAUGUCGGUGAAUUGGAAAAAAACAAUCUGACAACGUUGUACGCAAGUAUACAUAGUAUUAUUUGAGCGCUAAAUUUAAACGUAUACUCAGUACACUAUACAGCACCUAGAAGAGCAUAUGCGACGUUGUCAAAUUUUAAUUUAAGAAAAUGUUCAAUAGUAUUUGUGUAUACGUAUAUAUGAGUAGUGCGUAGGUAAACUUCUCUCGGGUACAGUAUCAAACAAAAGCAAUGUCUCGUUUUCACUACCACCUAACCUACUUUUACCGCGUAUAUGGCUCAUAACUUUUGACAAUACUGUAGCAGGACAACUACCUUAAGUCAAUCGUUAUUUUAUCUCAAAUAAAUGUUUGUAAUAUUAACAAAGUUUUCUUGACUUGGAUAAAUAUUUGUUCUAACCAAAUAAUAUUUAUUAAUUAAUUAAUUGACGAAUCUUAUUAAGUCUAAAGAAAUCCUCCAUCAGUGUACUAUUCCUAAUCUAGGCUAUUUUCAGACGUGUUUUCAAUAAUUUUUAGUCUGGUUUUGGUUGCCUCUAGAUCAAAAUCAGACUUUUUUCUCAUAAAAUAUUGUCUUCUUUUGUUUUUAUCCAAACCAAAAUCAAACUUUUACUUACCUAUUAUUUUUAUUAGUCUGUUUUUGAUCGUCUUUAGACCAAAAACAGUUUAAAAUUCUUAUGAAAAUUGAAAGACAGGCCAAAAUCAGAUCAAAUUUUUAGACCCGGCUGGUUACCAUAUAGAAUGGUAAUCAUCAUUAUCUUCUUUUCGUGUAUCGGUAUAUUGUUUAAAAACAAACUCCGAGAGAGAAGUCGCGGCAGUAUUACGGAUCGAAAUUUAACUAUAAAUAUAUUCCGAUUUCAAUACUUAAUAAUUAUCACAAUAACCAGUGAGAUCAUUGCUACACUGAGAGAAAAGUCGAUAGUCAUUUUAACUAAAAAGACUUCAACUAUUUAAAAUUAGUUACUGGUACUAAUGCGUUAGUAAGGCUAACUAUUCAGUAGUUGCUCAAACUAAAAAAAAAUUAAUUAAAGCAACUCAAAUUUUUUAGUCUCCGAAAAUUGUUGUUUUAACUAAAAAAAUUUA